This is a messenger RNA of Menidia menidia (Atlantic silverside), 2593 nucleotides long. The record is from the annotation of a GenBank genome assembly. Lineage: Eukaryota; Metazoa; Chordata; Actinopteri; Atheriniformes; Atherinopsidae.
UCCACAGUCGAGACUCCUCCUCUGAGGUCAGCUAAGGAAGUUUGCUAACGUUAGCCGGUUAGCCAUUGUACCAACUUGCUGUCAGAGCCGAGGCACGGAUGCCCUCACAGCUUUUACUUAUUUUGUGCCUUUUUACUUUGCACUUUUAGAUACUUUCACGCUUGAUAAUAUAUAUACUUUUCUUGUAAGUACUCAGUUUAUUAGUUUGAACUAUGGCCAGUUUGCUUUCUGUGCAAAGGGCAGCCUGUCUAAGGAAAUAUGGAAUUCUAAUUAAUUUAAGAAGGCCCUGUUUGGAAGUUUGUUCUCGACUCUACAGCCAAAAGACUUCAUCUUCGGAGUACUUGAACGAAAGCAUUGUGCCAUCGAUGCACUACCAGAAGAGUUUGCCCAGAUUACCCAUACCCAAACUGGAAGACACUAUCAGGAGGUAUUUAGCAGCCCAGAAGCCCCUGUUGGACAGUGACCAGUUCAGAACAACAGAGAAAAAUGCUACUGACUUCCAGAACGGUGUGGGGAAACAGCUACACGAAGAGCUGGUGGCUCAGGACAAAAACAAUAAGCACACAAGCUACAUCUCAGGUCCAUGGUUUGAUAUGUAUCUGUCCGCGCGUGACUCCGUUGUCCUGAAUUUCAACCCUUUCAUGUCAUUCAAUCCUGACCCCAAAAAGGAAUACAAUGACCAGCUGGUGCGGGCGUCCAACAUGGUGUGUUCAGCCGUGCGCUUCAUGAAAACACUGCGUGCCGGACUACUGGAGCCGGAGGUCUUCCACCUGAACCCGGAGAAGAGCAACACAGACGCUUUCAAAAGCUUCAUUCGCUGGGUGCCUUCUUCGCUCUCUUGGUACGGGGCCUAUAUGGUGAAUGCGUACCCCCUGGACAUGUCUCAGUACUUCCGCCUUUUCGGUUCUACUCGCAUUCCCAAACAGGGGCGGGACGAGCUCUUCACCGACGAGAAGAGCCGACACGUUUUAGUCAUGAGAAAAGGACACAUGUACGUGUUUGACGUGGUGGACGGGGAUGGGAAUUUGGUGAAGCCCGCAGAAAUCCAUUCCCACUUGAAGUACAUUUUGUCUGACCCCACACCAGCGCCUGCCUUCCCCCCGGGCGUCCUGACCAGCGAGAACAGAGACGUUUGGGCCGGGUUAAGAGACAAGCUCGUGGCCGCCGGAAACGCGGAGGAUUUACGGAUCGUGGACAGUGCCCUCUUCUGCCUCUGCCUGGAUGAGGAGGACAUGCGGGACCACAUUCACACCUCCCACAACAUGCUGCACGGCAACGGCUACAAUCGGUGGUAUGACAAGUCCUUCACCAUCAUAGUGGCCAAAGAUGGCCAGGCGGCCAUUAAUUUUGAGCACUCCUGGGGCGAUGGAGUGGCUGUCCUCCGCUUUCAGAACGAAGUCUUCAAAGACACAACCGAGAAGCCAGUGGUCCACCCUGGUUCUCCCGCAGCUCCUGCAGAUUCAGCCUCCGCCGUGCGCAGAGUGCACUUCAACCUGGACACCGAGUUGGAGACGGGCAUCAAAAAGGCUACGGAGAACUUUGACUCGGCCGUGUCAAAGCUCACCAUCGACGCUAUGGAGUUCAAGAAAGGAGGAAAGGAGCUGCUGAAGAAGAGAAAGCUGAGUCCGGACGCCAUAGCCCAGCUGGCUUUUCAAAUGGGAUACUUGAGGCAAUACGGUCACACAGCCGCCACCUAUGAAUCUUGCAGCACAGCGGCGUUCAAACAUGGCCGUACCGAAACCAUCCGACCAGCCAGCCUCUACACCAAACAGUGCUCGCACGCCUUUGUGCAUGAACCUGGCAAACACAGUGUGGAGCAGCUGCAUGCCAUGCUAAAUGAGUGCUCUAAAUAUCACAAUCAGCUUACGAGAGAAGCAGCUAUGGGUCAAGGAUUCGACCGUCACCUGUUUGCCUUGCGUUACUUGGCCAACUCGAAGGGCCAGGCUCUCCACAGCAUGUACACAGACCCAGCCUACGCUGCCAUUAACCACAACAUCCUCUCCACCAGCACUCUGUCCAGUCCUGCGGUCAGUCUCGGUGGCUUCGCACCGGUGGUGCCCGACGGGUUCGGCGUCGGUUACGGUGUCCACGACGACUGGAUCGGCUGCAACGUGUCCAGCUAUCCGGCUCGCAAUGUCCACGAGUUUCUGCAGUGUGUCCAAAAGUCCUUGGAGGACAUUUUUAGUGUUCUGGAAGGAAAGCCACUCAGCUGAGAAGAAAAUGUUUGUUAUGAAAAUUGUGGUAAAGAUUGUGCGGUCAACUGUUAGCUCUUGAAAGGAUACAAAAGGAAAAAAAAAGAAGGAUCAGACAAGUGUCAACAUUGCUUUCGUUUUUUUUUUUUUAAGCAAUGGCAGCAAGCUUUUUUUUAAAUGCUGGUAGUUAUUGAUGAAACCUGAAAUCUCCUGCAGUAAAAUGAUUAUGUGAAGAAUUCACUGAAUUUCAAGCUCAUCAAUGUAACACGUUUUCAUUGUCAUCACUGGUUGAUUUAAUACCUCAAAUGAAAUGUAAAAAGAAAAUAAAGCCUUAAUAUUAACUUUCCAUAAAAUUAUUCUGUUUUUAGAUUUAAAGAACGCAGAGGACCAUUUCUUUCUUG